GCAUUGCUAAACUUCAUCGGACCGGCUGCGCGCGCGCACUUUCAGGAGCGGCCUAGUCGCGGACGCGUCGUCGCCGAAAUCGCGCAUAGUAACAAUACAACGGUAAAACGAGGCAUAAAUUGUAUUACCUCGGUAAUAUACUGUACGGACGUGAAUUUCAGAUUGUCUGGGAAGGAUCACCUUAGUUUGAAUUCUUUUUCUCUCCAACUGCAUGUACAGUACAGUAACUCGAAGAAAAUAAAACUUUAAAAAUGUGGAGUUCCCAUGGCGUCUGGAUGCUGCGGAGAAUAUGAAGGGGCUUUGUCCUGUGCCUGUUGUAAUUCUCGUUAAUGUUCUAACCGUAUGCGCAAUCCAAGUAAGGGAGGUGGAAAUCGACCGGAAAUCACGUAAUGAAAGGACACUUGAAAUGAGAAAUACUUCAAAAGGACACGACAAAAUUCUACACUUUCAUAAUUUGAAUACAGAUCUAGAUAUUGUGCAAGUGGAUUCAUAUUCGAAAUGGAGCCGAUGGAGUGUUUGCCAAAACGGUGAAAAGACCAGACGGCGGCAUUGUCUGCGGCGAAGUGUAUGCGGGAAAUCGCUGAGGGUAGAAAUCGCAAGUUGUGAAGAAGACAAGUCUCAGAAACGACGGAGUUCUUGCCGAAAAAAUAUGCACAUUCACGGGAUGAUACGCCAGAUGAAUUCCAAUGACAUCCAAAAAAGGUUUCGAGGGUUCUCGCCAUGGACUGAGUGGACCUCCUGUUCAAAGAAAUGUACCACCGUAAGACGAAGAUUCUGUCAAAGGCCAGCAAUAUGUGGGAAGAAGGUUCUAAGGCAGUCUGCAUACUGCUACCUGGAAGGCAGCUUCUGCCAGCAUUGGAUCCGAGGCCGGAUGCAGAGGAGAAAGGACCCAGAAUACAAUUUAGUAGAAACGAUGCCGCGGCCUGCGCUUGCGUUCCAUCGAGAAGACACACGGGUGUCUCGGGCAGCGCCAUCGUGCGGCAAGCUCGGGAGGUUCCGGGGCACUCCAGCCAUGAGGAUGCGAGCCAGGAUGCAACAGAUGGUCCGCAUCAUAGGGGGAAGACCCACCAUACCGGGCAAGUGGCCCUGGCAGGUCGCUGUGCUCAACAAGUAUAAGGAAGCAUUUUGCGGAGGCACAUUAAUAAAUCUGCGGUGGGUGGUAACAGCUGCUCAUUGCGUCAGGAAGAAGCUGUAUAUAAGGCUGGGGGAGUAUGACCUCAUGACUCGAGGUCGCGGCGAGCUCGAGAUGAGGGUCACCGAGGCAGUCAUACACCCCCAGUACGACCCCGACACGGUCGUCAACGACGUCGCCUUACUGAGACUACCGUCAGCUGCUCGGCCUGACCUAGGGCACGGGAUUGCCUGCCUCCCGGACUCUGCGCAGGCGCUACCCCCACACUCCACCUGCAUUAUACUCGGUUGGGGAAAAAGACGACCAACGGAUUUACACGGCACUAGAGUACUACACGAAGCUCAGGUGUCAACGAUUCAACAAGGCGUUUGUCGCCGCUCGUAUUGGCAGUACGCCAUCACGGACAAUAUGGUGUGCGCAGGUCGUGGCAGAAGAGACUCCUGUGCAGGCGAUUCGGGCGGACCGCUGCUGUGCCGGGACAGAGACAUGCGGUAUUACUUACAGGGGAUAACGAGCUUCGGCGACGGGUGCGGGAAGAGGGGGAAAUAUGGGAUAUACACCAGGACUGCGGGAUACGUGCCCUGGAUCAAGCGGGUCAUGAACGAUCGCUACUUUGAUUGACAUGUUAUUUACGACCCGCCAAAUAUUUCACAAGUUAGACACUGGAAAAAGUUUCUCCAAAUUGGAAAAAGUUUCUCCAAAUUAUCAAAAUUUGAGAAUGAUUAAGACGUCCUUUUGAAAAUCCAAAUGAUACUGCUGGAUAAGUUACAUAAAUAUCACGUUGUCAACAGUGAGAGUUUAUUCGGAAAAAUGUUCCUAUCAAAUGUCUGUGCUGCCGACACUUUAUUACAACUUCGAAAUUUAUGUUUGAGACAAAGUUAACCUAAGGGUAUGAAAAUGAAUUGUAAGAACUAACAAAAAGGCUUUAGAAAGUUCGAUAGAACUAAUAGCGACUUAUUUUUGAAGUGAAAACUUCUUUAGCGGCGUUGUGCACUUUUGUGUUGAGUAAAAAAUGUUAAACUCGCGAAAAUUCGUUAGACGUCAAAAAUGCACAACGUUAAUAUACAAGUUUUCACUUCUGCCGGCACUCCCGGAGUGAAAUCUAUUUCUUUUUUACUUAUUGACGACAUUUUACUAAGCAUUAAUCUUUGAAGUUCAUUCUGAGAUUUGAAUACAGAGUUCUUAUUAGUAAAAUGAUAAAUGAGUUUUAGUACUAUAGGAAUAUUUUCAUUAUAUCUUCCUAUAUAAGAACAUCUAUGAACAUGAAACCAAAAGCAUUACCAAAAAUUCUAAGUUUGCUCCAUCAAUCAUUCUCAAUAUCAUUGCUUUUGGCACGCAAAAGAGACGCACGCAUGUCGAAGAUUAGGAUGGUAGCUUACUUGUAAUGAAUAUGAUAGUUUUUUUCUUUGUUGGUGGUGUUAAGUAUUGUACUGUAUCUUACAGUAUAUCUAUGAGAAGUAGCCUAAAAUGUUCGCACAGGUGCUAUUAAAUUUCGUUUAACAAUAUAAUGUAAGAAAAUGAUGAUGACCUAACAACAUUUGCAAUUAUGUAUUAAUAAUUUUUAUGUGGUUUUUUAAUUAACUUGCUACAUUUAAGUAAAAGAUUUAUGAUAUUUAAGUAGUUUUACAUAAUUUCAUUUAUGAAAGGAUAUUUUAUAGAUUUAAUUUUAUAUAAAGUCUCUCUAAAUAAAAGUACACAAUUCUA
Messenger RNA from Plodia interpunctella (Indianmeal moth), 2836 nucleotides. RefSeq lists its product as uncharacterized. Gene Ontology annotation, molecular function: serine-type endopeptidase activity. The coding region runs from base 290 to 1753 and encodes 487 amino acids. NCBI's taxonomy places the organism in Eukaryota, Metazoa, Arthropoda, Insecta, Lepidoptera, Pyralidae. The record is from RefSeq and is a predicted model, not a curated record. Gene Ontology annotation, biological process: proteolysis. The transcript has 13 exons.